Molecule: messenger RNA, 4614 nt
Organism: Ectocarpus siliculosus
Lineage: Eukaryota; Phaeophyceae; Ectocarpales; Ectocarpaceae
Source: the annotation of a GenBank genome assembly
AUGAAGGACAACCUGAAGCUGCAGCUCGAGAAGCUCGAGAAGGACAAUGCCGCCAGUCCCGGUGGCCGACGUAACAAGGGGCUCUUCGCCGGGCUGCUAGGCAUCGACGGAGCCCCCUCCAGGGGGGGGCAACGGAGAGGAGGAGGGGGGGGUGGCGACAAAGAUGGUGCUGAUGACGGAGGCGGGUUUGUUGUGAUGAUCGGAGAGCACGGAGGGAAGGCGUCCAGGAGCUUCACUCCCAUCGCCGACCUCGGUGUCGACACCGGCGCGGGGUCGGGGAGAGGCCUGCUGGACCAACUGCGACGGAGCUACAAGGCGAAGGAUGGCUCGUCCUCCUCCACCGCCCCGAAGCCGGGGUCGAGGCCCUCGGUGGGAAAGCGACUACGCGACGAGAUCGCCCCCAAGCAGAAGCGCUUUGACCAUCCCGGUGCGACAACGGCGACAGCAGCACCUUCUUCCAAGGGUUUUGGAGGCAGUGGCGGUGCCUCCAACAACGAUUUCGGAGGGGGAGGGGGAGGGGGAGGGGGAGGGGGGGGCCUAUACGACGCCGACUUUGACGAAGCCGCUGCUGUCGCUUUCGACCUCGAUCAAGCCGUCAUCCAAGCCCAGCAGCAGCGGGAGCUGCAGCAAAAACGGCAGCAAGAGCGCCGCAUCUCGGGGGACCAACAUGCCGGCGGGGGGGGGGGAGGGGAUGGGUCUUUCCGGUCCCCGCCCCCGCCGCCUUCCCGCCGCCACGGCACCCAGCACGAAACCCCGCCUCCCCGCCAUCAGCAGCAGAAGCAGCACCAGCACCAGCAGCGAGGCGGGCAGCAACAGCAGCAGCAGGCAAAGGCACAGGCAGACAUUGCAACGACGGAGAUGGAAAUUGCCGGGAAGAUCCAGCGCCUCGGGGAGCUCCAGGCCCAGACGACCCAAGCUCUCAUGGAAGGGUACGAAGUCCCACAGAAGCUGCAGGAGGAGAGGCAGGGCCUCGAGACGGCCAUCGCCGGUCUGGGCAAGACGCUGAGAGCCUUGAAGGCAACCGCGGCGGCGGAAUCUCCGUCCUCCCAGACCCCGCGCGGCGCAAGAACGCCUCUUGGCAACCUUCCCAUGACGGGAGGUGACGGUGAUGGCGGUGGGGGGGGUGGGCACACUUUCGUCAUGAGGACCCAGCAAUCUUGGGGCUCUCCUCCGCCACCGGGGACCCCGCGCGACCGGUACGCCGGCAGCGGCAGCGGGGGAGCGGAUCAUCAGAGAUCGCCCGCUUUCGGAAGGGGGGCGGGGGGCUACGAUAACAGCUACGGAGGGAGCAGCUACGACAACAGCAGCAGCGGUGGGUAUGGCGGGGGCGGGGGCAGUUACGACAGCAGCGGGGGGUACGGAGCAGGUGGGGGUUCCGGCAACACCGGUGGUGGGUCUGGAAUGAGCUACGAGAGCGGCGGAGGGUUCGGUGGAGGCGGCCGUGGCGGUGACUGGGGAGGGGGGUAUGGCGGGCAGGGAGGGGGGAACGGCUACAACAACAACAGAGAGGACGGUGGCGACGGGACACCGUUGUGCGAGCACGGGGAGCGGUGCGUGAAGCUCACGUCCACGAGCGAGAACAACCCGGGCCGGGAGUUCUACAAGUGCCCCCUGCCUAAGAACGGCGGGGAGCAGUGCGGCUUCUUCGAGUGGCUCGAUGGGGAGGGAAACGGUGGGAAUAGACCGUCGGGGGGAGGGGGGCUACCCGGCGGUGUUGCCAACGGAAAGCAGCUCGACAUCCGCAAGGAAGUGUCGGACAUUUUCGGGCACGCCAAAUUCAGGACUGGGCAGGAGGAAGUCAUCGUGGACGCGAUGAAAGGAAAAGACGUGUUCGUGCUGAUGCCCACGGGAGGUGGGAAGAGCCUCUGCUACCAGCUACCGGCGUGCUGCUGCCCGGGGCUAGCGGUCGUGUUCUCCCCCCUUAUCUCACUCGUACAGGACCAGGUGGCUCAAAUGAGGGCUACGGGGGUAGAGGCGGCGUAUAUCAACUCAGAGCAGGACUACGACAGCGAGGUCCGGGUGGUGAUGGACCAGCUGUACCGCUUGCAAGACUACGGAGGGCUCAAGCUACUCUACAUCACGCCAGAGAAGUUCUGCCGAAGUCCGUCUAUGAACAAAGCGCUGCAGCGCCUGCACUCCAAGGGGCUCCUUUCUCGGUUCGUCAUCGACGAAGCACACUGCGUCAGCGAUUGGGGCCACGACUUCCGACCGGACUACCUAAAGCUGGGCAUACUCCGGAAGGACUUCCCGGACGUUCCCAUCAUGGCCCUCACCGCCACGGCCAACACGGUGGUCAGGGACGACACCAUCAGGAGGCUUCAGCUCAGAAACCCAACCGUACGCACCGAGAGCUUCAACAGGCCCAACCUCAAGUACGAGAUCAGGCCCAAGAAGGCCGCCGUUCUCGAUGAGAUCGCGAAGGUGAUGCAGAGCUUCCCGGGACAAUCGGGCAUCGUCUACUGCUUGAGCAGGAAGGACUGCGAGAAGGUCGCUUCCGGUCUGCUGAAGAAGCUGAGCGAGACUACGGGGGGGCACCGUGGAAGGUUCCGGGUGGACUUCUACCACGCGGACCGCACGGCAGCGGAAAAGGCUAGGGUGCACCGCGAGUGGAGCGCCGGUCGGAUACACCUCAUCUGCGCCACCAUUGCCUUCGGCAUGGGCAUCAACAAGCCCGAUGUCCGCUACGUGAUCCACCACUCCAUGCCCAAGACCCUGACCCACUUCUACCAGGAGUCCGGCCGGGCCGGGCGGGACGGCCUGGACUCGAAGUGCAUCGUCUUCUUCGCCUACCGUGACAAGGCCCGCUUAGAGAACAUGGUGAACCGCGACAAGAGCCUUCCGUUCCAGCGGCGCCAAAGCAACCUCCAGGAGGUGUACAAGUGCGUCCGCUUCUGCAUCAACGAGGUGGAGUGCCGCCGCGUGCUUAUCCUGGAGUUCUUCGGCGAGCACUUCCCACGGGGGCGUUGCAAGGCCACCUGCGACAACUGCAUCGCCAUGCAGGGCUGCGAGAAGGAGACCAAGGACUGCACGGAACAGGCCGGGCGGCUGUUGAGGCUCUCAGAGGUGAUGGUGGAGCGCGAGAUUCGACAUACGCUCGUUCAGCUGGUGUCCGUGUGGCGAGGGGACUCUGUCAAGACUCUGGAUCAGCGGGGCGCGAGGCAGCUGGAGUGUGCCGGGAGCUGCAAGGACAUGACCAAGGACGAGGCCAUCCGCGUCGCGCAGCAGAUGGUGCUCUCCUCCUUUCUGGAGGAAGUGUCGUGCGAUACGGGAGCGUCCGGGGCCACGGGCCAGGCGUUCACGGCGGCGUACUGCAGCCCGGGGAGGGCAGGCCUUCAAGCUCAAGAGUCGCAAGGAGAAAUUCGAGGCAAGAGCGGCAAGGAACGCGGCCGGGCCAAGAAGACCGGGAGGGACAAGCAGCAGCAGCAGCAGCAGCAGCGGCGGCAGCAGCAGCAGCAAUCGGACGAUGACGACGACGAUGAUGACGAGCACUGGAACGUCGGCGAAGCGAGGAAAGGCAAGAAGGCCGCUCCCGCAGCCCCCAGGAAGACGGCAGCGAAGAGGAAGGCCGGCGUGGGAAAGGAACCGCCCAAGUCGUCGUCGUCGUCCUCUGCAGCCAUGGUUACACCUCAGAAGAGGAAGGGCCCCGGACACAGGGGAGGGGGGACGCCCGGAACUGCCUUGGACAUUUCUCCGGGAGUGAUCAGCGUUCCCAGCAGCGGGGGCGGCAGCUACGAGGAUGACGAGGAUGAGGAAGAGAUCGACGAUGAUGGCGACGACAGUAGCGACGCUUUCGAGGACGACUUCUUCGCGUCCAAGAGGCGCAAGGGCGGACUAGGCGGCGGGAAAGGAAAGGGACACAAGAAGACGAGGGAAACACUCAAGAGGAUGAGCGACGAGCACCGAGCGCGGUUCAAGGACGCGCUCAUCAAGUGGCGGGACGAAAGGGCCGAGCAGUUCAGCCUGCGGUACUUCUACAUCUUUCCGGAGACCGAGCUCCUGGAGGUAAUUCACAAGGUCCCCGUCACAUCAGAGGAGCUGUGCGACAUCGGAAGCUGGCGAGGCAACCAGAAGCUGGCCACCCACGGCGAGUCUCUCCUCUCCCUCAUCAAGGGAUACAUCGACGACAACAACAUCACGCUUCAGGGACAGUUUCCUUGGGGAGACCAGGAGAUCAAGACGGCGGGCUUCCGUGCUCUUUCGGUGCCGGAGCGGACGAGGACGAUGACGACUACGACUACGACGACGCUGGUUACGGUACGACGACAUCGUCAAAGUUCUUUCCUCAACCGCAUAGCGGCGACAACACCGGCGAUGACGGCGACGAAAUCAUGGAACUCCAGUUGUGAUGGAACGCGGGGGUCCCGGUUCGAACGACACGGAUGGACGGGUGUAUAUGGGGUGGAAGUGGUGGCAAGUAGACGGAAUUCGGGAUGGUAUCUUGCAGCUGCAGUUUUGAAGAAUCCCCAACGCUUGAACGGGACAAGAGUGGCACGGGCAUACAUGGGAUGGAAGCGGUGCAAAAUAGACAGGAUCCUGGAUGGAAUCUUGCAGCUGCAGCUUGAACAAUCUCAACGCUUGAACGGGACUGAGUUGGGACAGGUAUACGGGAUGUAA